AUGGGCUGUACGAGUUCGAAUCAAACCGGAACAACGAAAGAAACUGCAAACGCAGCUCCAACAACAAUAUCCGAUGAUGGUCAACAAUUAAUAAAUGAUCAUUUUCGUACAUGGUUAAAAACUAAUCGACCCAAAGCUGAUGAAUAUGUACUUCAUGAUGUACUAUCAACUGCGCAACCAUCAAAUGAAGUUGAAGAUUAUAAAAGUAUAGUUAGCAAAGCACUUGACUUACUAUCGGAUCGUCAUGAUAUAAAAUCAACCAAUAAAUUAGGCAAACUUGUACAAAAAGAAAUUGCGUUAGCAUCACCGAAAAAAGUUGCACAUACAAUUGAUAUAUUAAAGCAGACCGCAGAUAAAUUACGAAAUGGAAAUAUUCAACUUGACAUAGAAGAACAAGCAAAACCAUCAACACCUGUCGAAACUAUUAUUGAAUCAGCGGUACUUGAAAAUCAACAUACACAAGUUUUAUCUGGUGAACCAGGUAUUGCUUUAAAAGAAGCUUUAGAGAAAGCACGCGUUCUAUUCUAUAAAGGUAAACAAGCUGCUAUAUUUGCCAAUCCAAAUGGCGGCUAUGAUGUGCGAAUUCUUGAUGAAAAUGAUGAAACAAUAAAUCAUGAUGGAAAUCUACUUCGUUCGAUUGUCGUUACUGAAGUUAAAAUGCGUCCAAAGUCAAAGCCAAUGGCCGUACCAUUGUUUACGGCUCCUCCUCCGCCGCCGCCACCACCACCACCAAUACCAUCAAAGUUACUCGAUGAAAAUGAAAUUUCUGAUGAUUUUCGGCGUUCCAUCGAUGCUGCUCUCAAAGGACUUGAAGCUGUUUAUCAAACAUCGACAACAACAGCAGCAAAUUUACAAUCAAUGCCAGAGCGUGUUCAAGAAAUACAUGUUGAGAAAACCGCAAAACAACCGCAAUCACCAACAACGCCUAUAAUUGUUCAAUAUGGCGUAACGAACUUUUCUUUACCAAAAUCAACUUCACAAGAACAAACAAAAUUGUCAAAUGACCUUCCCGCUACUAACGAUCGCACAGCUAAUCUAGCUGAGAUUGUUCGUCAAAUGGGCGAACAACAAAAAACAGUUAGUGAAAAAUUAUCGAAAGAAAAUAAUGAAGACAAAGAACAAGGAAUUUAUCAAGCUGAUAUUCAACCAAAACUUGUUGGACUUGUUGAUAAUAUGAAUGAAUUAAUCAUGGAUACAAUUGACGUUACAACUUGUAGUGAAAUUGCCGAUCCAUUAUCAUCAGCAGACCAUGAGAAAUUACUUAAUAUUAAUUCAAACACUGAAUCCGAAGGACAAAUUGAACGUAUCGUUAAAGAAAUUAAAGAACACGGAGAAAAAUUUGAAUCCAACAAUAUUCUUCCGCAUAUUGUUUCAACAGUAAAACAACCAUCAUCGUAUUCACUUGGACUUACAUCGCCUUUACAAAAUGAAACCAAAAUGACAACAUCAACAUCCUUAAUUUCUCAACCAAAACCUAAAUUACGUAGUGAAAAUCGUCCAAAAUCAUUUAUUGCUAAUGACGAAGUUCCUUCGAAAAAUGUUUACAAUUUAAAUAAACAAACUUCACUUGACGAAUUAUUACAUUUAACUCAAACAGGUUUAUCAAAUCCGCAUCUAACAACAUCCGUAACAAAACUCGGUAUAUCAACAUCAUCGGGGAAAAUUGAAGAAGAACAACAAGUACCAACUGUAACAGCUGCUGAACCAUUAACAAAAAUGCCAACAUCAAUUAGUCAAAUAAUUGAAGAACAUCGAACAAUCAUUGAUGAACCAUCAUCAGCAGCGUUUUCACCACCUCCUGUCGUGACUCCUGUUGAAACUCAUAUAAAAGCUAAAUCACCUAGUCAUAAUGUGACCUAUACAGAAAUAACUCAUUCCGAGUCUCGAGAUGGUGAACAAUCACGUCGUUUCAUAAGUGAGUCAACUGAUCAAAAUAUAUCACACGAUGAUAAUGGCGAACAAACAACAACACUUAAAGUUAUUACUAAAUCAGAAUUUUCAAAUCAUCCAACACUCGGCGACAAAAUUAUGGAACAAAGUGUUCAAGUCAUAACUGUUAAAGUACGUAAUGAAACAAUAAAAACAACAAUACAACAAGCAACUUUACCAUCGACAGCUGAUAAUGAUAUCACGUAUGAAAGACGACCAGUUAGUGAACUUGUCAAGAAUUUUGAAGUAGUUGCUGCUACCAAUACGAACAAUGUUAAUACUUGA
Molecule: messenger RNA, 2214 nt
Organism: Rotaria socialis
Lineage: Eukaryota; Metazoa; Rotifera; Eurotatoria; Philodinida; Philodinidae
Source: the annotation of a GenBank genome assembly